AUGAAGUGCGCCACCAUCCUUGGGCCGCUGGGGCUCCUGGUCUCGGCUGUCUCUGCCGUCAAGGUGAACCCACUUCCCGCCCCCCGCAACAUCACUUGGGGCUCCUCCGGUCCCAUUCCAAUCAGGAACGUCAACCUACGCACCUCCGAUAGUCACGGUCAUAAUAACGCCCUCAUUCAAAACGCCUGGGACCGAACUUGGUCCGCCAUCGUCGAUCUCCAAUGGGUGCCCGCUGCCACUGAGGCUCCCAUCCCUGUCUUCGACCCCUUCCCGACCGGCGCCGGCAAGACCAAGCGCGCCUCCGCCGCGACUGCGGUUCGUUCCGUUCAGCUCUCCGUGACCGAUGGAGAUGCUGAUCUACAGCAUGGUGUGGAUGAAUCGUAUACCCUGGAGGUGACCGCAACCUCUGGCAGUGUCAAGAUCACGGCCCAUACCGUCUGGGGUGCGCUCCACGCGUUUACUACUCUGCAGCAGUUGAUCAUCUCCGACGGCAAGGGCAACCUCAUCAUUGAGCAGCCCGUCAAGAUUCAGGAUGCGCCGUUGUACGCUCACCGUGGAGUCAUGGUCGAUACAGGUCGCAACUUCAUCACUGUUCCCAAGAUCCUCGAGCAGAUUGACGGUCUGGCUCUCUCCAAGCUCAAUGUCCUCCAUUGGCACUUGGAUGAUACCCAAUCCUGGCCCAUGCAGAUUCGAUCUUACCCGCAGAUGACCAAGGAUGCCUACUCGACCCGCGAGAUCUACACCGAGGCGGAUAUGCGCCGGGUCAUUGCCUAUGCGCGUGCCCGUGGUGUUCGUGUCAUUCCCGAGGUCGAUAUGCCCAGUCACUCGUCCUCGGGCUGGAAGCAGGUCGACCCGAAUAUCGUGACUUGCAUCAACUCAUGGUGGUCCAACGACGACUGGUCCAAGCAUACCGCCGUCGAGCCGAACCCGGGUCAAUUGGAUAUCAUCUACAACAAGACCUACGAGGUGGUGGGCAACGUAUACAAGGACCUGUCGGCUAUCUUCACGGAUAACUGGUUCCACGUUGGCGGUGAUGAACUCCAGAACAACUGUUUCAACUUCAGCACUUACAUCACCGAGUGGUUCGCCGAGGACCCCUCGCGCACGUACAACGACCUCUCGCAAUACUGGCUCGACCAUGCCCUGCCCAUCUUCCGCGGUACCGGCGGUCCCAAGCGUCGUCUGAUGAUGUGGGAGGAUAUCUUCAUCAACACCGACGCCGCGCACAACGUCCCCAAGGAUAUCGUCUUGCAGUCCUGGAACAACGGUCUCACCAACAUCAAGAACCUGACCGCCAGCGGUUACGACGUGAUCGUCUCCUCCUCCGACUUCCUCUACCUCGACUGCGGUUUCGCCGGCUUCGUGACCAACGAUCCCCGCUACGACGUCAUGACCAACCCCGGCGGCGACGUGACCUUCAACUUUGGCGGCAACGGUGGCUCCUGGUGCGCACCGUACAAGUCCUGGCAACGUAUCUACGACUACGACUUUACCGCCAACCUCACCGCGGCAGAGGCCAAGCACGUCCUCGGCGCCGAGGCUCCCCUCUGGUCCGAGCAGGUCGACGAUGUCACCAUCUCCAGCAAGAUGUGGCCUCGCGCUGCGGCCCUGGGUGAAAUGUUGUGGUCUGGAAACCGUGAUGCAUCGGGUCAAAAGCGUACUACCCAGCUUACCCAGCGUCUGCUGAACUUCCGGGAGUAUCUCGUCGCAAAUGGUGUCAUGGCUACUAACCUGGUUCCAAAGUAUUGUCUGCAGCAUCCUCAUGCAUGCGAUCUAUACUAUAACCAGACCGCAGUCUCUCCUUGA
Penicillium cataractarum is the source of this 1806-nucleotide messenger RNA. Its product is annotated as beta-N-acetylhexosaminidase. Gene Ontology annotation, cellular component: membrane. The record is from RefSeq and is a predicted model, not a curated record. The coding region runs from base 1 to 1806 and encodes 601 amino acids. The transcript has a single exon. NCBI's taxonomy places the organism in Eukaryota, Fungi, Ascomycota, Eurotiomycetes, Eurotiales, Aspergillaceae. Gene Ontology annotation, molecular function: beta-N-acetylhexosaminidase activity. Gene Ontology annotation, biological process: glycosaminoglycan metabolic process; carbohydrate metabolic process.